Molecule: messenger RNA, 1228 nt
Organism: Trematosphaeria pertusa
Lineage: Eukaryota; Fungi; Ascomycota; Dothideomycetes; Pleosporales; Trematosphaeriaceae
Exons: 2
Coding region: 452-1078 (208 amino acids)
Source: RefSeq, a predicted model, not a curated record
CCUGUUUCUUCAUUUAGAGUGAUACGAAAGCCCUGUCGAUCUUUAGCAAUCGUCAUGCCUGGGGUUUGAGGUUCAAGGGGAUGAUAUCAUCAAUGCCAAGCAUUCGUGUUUGGUCUGUUUGCUUCCACAUGCCGAGGUGUUCCCGCUAAGCGAUGCAAACUCGACCACAAAGCCCGCGGUCAGAGCCACCUACACCAACCUACCGUCUUCGCGAUGGUCUCGCGUCGCGUCCUGAGGCCGGAAAUUGUCGAUCCUGAAUAAACUUUGCACCGUCGCAGUUCGAUCACGGGAGUCUCGGCUUCCGACCUUCACGAGCAGGUUGAAGCAGAGCGGAAGGGUGGGUGCGCACUUUUUGAGGCUCAGCGAGGUUGGGCAGCAAUCCCUCUUUCAGGCGUCAGAUUGACAGGGACGUUCCGCUUUGCCCCGGUUACUUCCCCCAAGCGAUGCUGCCAUGCUCUUACCGGACGAAUUCCAGGCCUUCUUGGUGGUUCACCUUUCCAACUUCAUCAUCCCGAGUAUCUCAGUGAUCACCGGAGACCUGAGACUCGAGAAUCGGCCCGUCAGCCAGGGCGCCACCAGCCUGUGGCAGAUGAGCUCUCGUCUCUCUUACCGCUCACAGCCUUCUCAUCGAAAAGUGGUCCAUGAGAAUCGACCGGCCCAACAGAAUGCAACAGCUCCAUUAUCAAGCAAUCGACACCCUCAAGCCCAGGACGGCGCGCCCCAGGACCCUGACAGGUCUAGAGGUAUCAUGGAGGGCUCGUGGCUGCUGUCCGAUCCUUCCACACCCGAGAGAGCCGGGAAUGCUAUGCUGCUUGACAACAGGUCGCACGUCGAGCCGCCGAUGUCAUAUUGUGCGACAGCUGCCCUGGAUGUGAUUGCUACAUCUUCUCUGUGUUACUGUGAAUAUGCGCCUUAUUCUAUCAUGCGACUUGUCAAUAUGCAGCCUUCGCAGCGGCUGGCGACGCACAAUCAAUCGCGUCGACCGCGGGCGGUAAUUUCUACACGGCCUGGGGGAAGCUUCCAUGCCGCCAGCGCAGUUGAGACGGCUGAAGGGAAACGAGAGCCGCCUUCCACUUGACCAAGGCCGUCUCAAUCAAUCCCUCACUUGCUGGCCUACCGUGCGAGACGCAGCAGUUAAUUCCUCGUGCUGCGCGCUUUUCUCGGACAAUCUGGAGGCGGUCUGUAACAGGCUUUUUUCUCGCGGACCCUGGCGCGGAACGAAAAAGCA